AUGGAAAGGAGACCAGGUGUUCACAGUGCCAGUGAGACCGAGGAGAAGCCUAUGAAAUUUCUGAUAGCAGUAGAUUUUGGCACCACCUUUUCUGGCGUGGCUUAUACACUCGUGAACGCCGGAGAGCCUCAGAAAGAAAGUCUGGUCACGGACUGGGGAGAGGGGCUUACUGGUGAUAAAGUCCCAAGCAUCCUCAGAUACGAACAUGGCGCCACUGUCAACUCUGUAUCCUGGGGUUUCGAAGCUGACCGAAGAAGAAAACCCGGGGAGAAAAUACACGAAUGGUUCAAACUGGGCCUUUGUCCAGAAAUUGAGCAUUCCCUUGCCCUCGGUUCCGAUCUCUUGAGGAGGUACCCAAGCAAGACGGCUCUACCUCCACUGGACCCUGACCAAUGCAAGAAACUGGUCAUCAGGUAUCUUCAGGGAGUCAAGUCUGCAAUUGAUCGGUUGUUUGAACAGCGAGUAGGGGAGAUCUACAAUCUGCCCCGAGAAUACAUCAUUACCGUGCCUGCCAUGUGGAGCCACGGGGCACAAGAAGCGAUGCGGGAAUGCGCAGCAGAGGCAUUUCUAGGAGACCCUAGCGAGAAGGAAGAGCUUUCCAUGAUCGCGGAGCCCGAGGCAGCGGGGAUAUAUGCUCUGUCUGAAAUGUUUGACAUUGGUCUCGAGGCUGGCGACACGUUUGUGAUUUGCGAUGCCGGUGGCGGCACUGUCGACUUGUCUUCGUAUGAAAUCUUGUCAAAGGACAGCUACAUUGCUCUGAAGCGCGUCGCAGGCACCCCCGGCGAGCUUUGCGGCAGUUGUUUCAUCAACAGAAUCUUCGAAGACUAUUUGAUGAGUAGGAGCCAGCUACGACAUAUAGACUGGAACAGCAAGAACGGCCUGCAGCUUCUAAAGUCGGCCGUGGGCGACUUUGAACGAGGAAUCAAGCCGCAGUUCACGGGGCUGAACACCAGUGGUGCACUGUACCUCAACACACCGUUUCCCAGCGCUGGUCCUCGGGGUGCCGAGUUUACACUGAUAGAGAUUCCGGUGGAUGAGCUGCGCAAACAGGUAUUCGACCCGGUGGUAUCCAAGAUUUGCAGGCUCGUACGCCAUCAAGUUGACAGCACUAUUCGACCGACGAGAAAGGUGAAGAAGGUUCUUCUUGCCGGGGGCUUCGGGCAAAACGCCUACCUGAAGCGGGAAAUUGAGAAGACAGUCGGAGAGACGAUCAAAGUUCAGAAAAUCGAUAACAGCCGCACAGCCAUCGUCAGGGGCGCGUUGAUGGCCGGGUUGGCCAAAAUAGACAACCCUCAACGGCACGCCGCAUGGCAAGACGGCGACAAAAAGAACGAACAGGGACGAGGAAGGAUCUUUGAGCGCAACGUUCCACGAGUAAUGGUCAGGGAGGCCCCUUGCCACUACGGGACUCGUAUCUUCCGGCAAGAAAAGUCGAACGCUUCAGCGCAACAGAACGGCAUCAACCCAAAUAUCGGACGCUCUCGACCUCGAGAAGUUGAGGUCAUGAGGUGGUUUGUCAACAAGGGUGACGAGAUCUACGACGGCGAGCCGAAACACUUUGAGCUCCAGUAUAAAGCCAACAUUGCUCUAGGAGAGCAUCCGCCCAAGAUCAUUUGCGACGUGUACUCUUCCAAGGCUGACAAUCCUCCUCCGCGCCCGCACACGAGUAGACACCCAGUUCCAGGUCUUGAAAAGCCGCUCGCGACCGUUUGCAUGGACCUAGACACGAUACCCGAAGAGUCGCUCCACUGCAGAGUUUUUCGCGGACGAAAAUACUAUGAUGUUGCAUUCGAUGUUUAUAUGACAUUGAACUCUGCAGAGCUGACAUUCGUGCUUGGUCGGGGUGCGGAGAGGUAUAAGCCGGCAAAAGUGACUGUGAAUGAGACGGAAUGGGGUUUGUAA
This is a messenger RNA of Metarhizium brunneum ARSEF 3297, 1902 nucleotides long. It is a transcript of the gene HSPA12A, whose product is annotated as Heat shock protein 12A. The record is from RefSeq and is a predicted model, not a curated record. NCBI's taxonomy places the organism in Eukaryota, Fungi, Ascomycota, Sordariomycetes, Hypocreales, Clavicipitaceae.